This is a messenger RNA of Abrus precatorius (Indian licorice), 1756 nucleotides long. Its product is annotated as calcium-dependent protein kinase SK5. Bases 184 to 1692 code for a protein of 502 amino acids. Lineage: Eukaryota; Viridiplantae; Streptophyta; Magnoliopsida; Fabales; Fabaceae. Gene Ontology annotation, biological process: intracellular signal transduction; protein autophosphorylation; peptidyl-serine phosphorylation. Gene Ontology annotation, molecular function: calcium-dependent protein serine/threonine kinase activity; ATP binding; calmodulin binding. Gene Ontology annotation, cellular component: nucleus; cytoplasm. The transcript has 7 exons. The record is from RefSeq and is a predicted model, not a curated record.
AUAGAAAGAUGAGAAUGGUUCACAGGGGAACACCAGAUACAACCUCUUUUUUCUUUCCCACUCAGUGCCCAACUACACCACACAGCACGGUUUUAAUUAAUUUAAUUAAUUAAUUAUAAUUAAAGCUAUUAAUUUGUCUUCUUCAUUCUCUUUUUAAUUUGUGUUUGGGAUAAGACAAGAACAAUGGCGAAAUCGAGUUCGACCACCGUAACGGUGAAACCGGCAUGGGUUCUACCGUACCGGACGAGGAACAUCACGGAGGUGUACGAGGUGGGGAGAAAGCUGGGACAGGGUCAAUUCGGCACAACCUACCUCUGCACGCACAGGGCAACGCGUGCAAGCUACGCGUGCAAGUCCAUUCCCAAGCGGAAGCUCUUGUGCAAGGAGGAUUACGAGGAUGUGUGGAGGGAGAUUCAGAUAAUGCACCACUUGUCGGAACACGCGCACGUUGUUCGAAUCGAAGGAACCUACGAGGAUUCCUCUGCGGUGCACCUUGUGAUGGAGCUGUGUGAGGGAGGGGAAUUGUUUGAUAGGAUCGUGCAGAAGGGGCACUAUAGUGAGAGGCAAGCUGCGAAGUUGAUAAAGACCAUUGUUGAGGUUGUUGAGACUUGUCACUCGCUUGGUGUCAUGCAUAGGGACCUCAAACCUGAGAACUUUCUAUUUGAUACUGUUGAUGAGGAUGCUAAGCUUAAAGCUACAGAUUUCGGUUUGUCUGUUUUUUACAAGCCUGGUGAAUCCUUUUGUGAUGUUGUUGGGAGCCCAUACUAUGUUGCACCAGAGGUUUUGCGCAAGCACUAUGGACCUGAAUCAGACGUGUGGAGUGCUGGGGUUAUUCUGUACAUCUUAUUAAGUGGGGUGCCACCAUUUUGGGCUGAAACUGAACCAGGGAUCUUCCGACAGAUUUUACUAGGAAAACUUGAUUUUCAGUCUGAGCCUUGGCCUAGCAUUUCAGACAGCGCCAAGGAUCUAAUUCGGAAAAUGCUUGAUCAAAAUCCAAAAACAAGGCUUACAGCACAUCAAGUACUUCGUCACCCAUGGAUUGUUGAUGACAACAUUGCACCUGAUAAACCUCUUGAUUCUGCAGUUUUAUCUCGUCUGAAACAAUUCUCUGCAAUGAAUAAACUGAAAAAGAUGGCAUUACGUGUUAUUGCUGAGAGGCUAUCUGAAGAAGAAAUCGGUGGUCUGAAAGAGUUAUUCAAGAUGAUUGACACAGACAACAGUGGUACCAUAACAUUUGAUGAAUUAAAAGAUGGCUUGAAGCGAGUAGGAUCUGAACUUAUGGAGUCUGAAAUCAAGGAUCUGAUGGAUGCUGCGGACAUUGACAAAAGUGGAACAAUAGAUUAUGGUGAAUUCAUAGCUGCCACUGUUCAUUUAAAUAAGCUAGAGAGAGAGGAAAAUCUGGUUUCAGCCUUCUCCUAUUUUGACAAAGAUGGUAGUGGUUACAUAACCAUUGAUGAGAUACAACAAGCUUGUAAGGACUUUGGUUUAGAUGAUGUCCAUAUUGAUGACAUCGUCAAGGAAAUUGAUCAAGAUAACGAUGGGCAAAUAGAUUAUGGGGAAUUUGCUGCCAUGAUGAGAAAGGGAAAUGGAGGGAUAGGAAGGCGAACCAUGAGAAAAACACUAAAUUUAAGAGAUGCUCUAGGAUUAGUAGACAAUGGGCCCAAUCAAUUUAUUGAUGGCUACCUUAAGUAGUAACUUGGAGACGAAAAUUUGCCAAAAGAUAAUUUUAGUUUAUUGCAAAGUUAUCUGUUGCGUG